This is a messenger RNA of Phoenix dactylifera (date palm), 2828 nucleotides long. Its product is annotated as zinc finger BED domain-containing protein RICESLEEPER 2-like. Gene Ontology annotation, molecular function: DNA binding; protein dimerization activity. NCBI's taxonomy places the organism in Eukaryota, Viridiplantae, Streptophyta, Magnoliopsida, Arecales, Arecaceae. The record is from RefSeq and is a predicted model, not a curated record.
UCGGUCGCCCUCUCCCCCCUCUCUCGCCCUUGUUCGCUCGCUCUCUCGCUAGGGUUUCCAAUGCGCUGAGGGCCUCCGACCCAUCAUCUCGCCAUCGGCCCCGAUCCACCAUCUCUCUUCGAGAAGGGGGCAAGGGGUUAAAAUAGCAGAAGAAUUCAAGGAUCAGAGUUUCCCGCCAUCGCUGCUUCUCUCUCCUGCUCUCUUCAUUCAUCGUUCGCCUCCAUCCCCUAGGGUUCGACUCGAGGUGGUCCACUUGAUCGCAAGCCUCGACCUCGGAUCUCCGGGAUGAAUAAGAUUAGGUUUUCUAGAUUGCUGCUAAUGUACUUUUGAGGGAUCCUCAAUAGAAUAAAGAUGAGUUCAGCCAUUCCUGUAUGAUAUAUGGAACAUGAUCGACCAGUGGAAAUGUUCUAGUGUUGCCAUGUAUAUGUAGAGAAGCAGAGAAGCAAACCAGGUGGCUGAUCUGUUGGUCAAUUUGGCUACUGCAGACAACUCCUUUUGAUUGAAGCAUUCCCAUAGCAAUUGGCAGUAAGAGCCUCGGCUGAAGCCUAUGGGAUAGGCUUUGAGCAUGUCUAAUAGACUACAGCAUGGCAGGAGCUAGUGACACUGAACCAGUCAGUCCAGAAACAACAACUCCACAACCUUCAAGGCGCAGGAGAAAGAAGUCAUUGGUCUGGGAACACUUUACCAUUGAAGCUGUGUCGGGAGGAUGUACACGGGCUUGUUGCAAAUUGUGCAAACAAACCUUCGCUUACAGUAGUGGUUCAAAGAUUGCAGGCACUAGCCACCUCAAGAGGCACAUUGCUCUGGGCUCCUGUCCUAAAAUCAAAAAUCAGGAAAAGAAACAGCUUGCACUUACUUCAGGUUCAAAAAUCGAUGAUACUUCCUCUGAACCACCUCCCAAAAGACGUUACAGAAUCUCUGGCUUUGCAAAUGCUGCAUUUGACCAGGAUGUUAGCUGCGUUUAUCUUGCAAAGAUGAUCAUUGUGCAUGACUACCCUCUUCACAUGGUGGAACAUCCUGCUUUCAUAUCAUUCAUUCAAAGUCUUCAGCCUCGGUUCAAGAUGGUAGACUUCAAUUCCAUUGAAGCAGAAAUAUUAGCCAUUUAUCAUAAGGAAAAGCAAAACCUCAUGCAAGUCUUUGGAACUAUGCCUGGAAGAGUCAGCCUCACCAUAGGCUUGUGGACAACAAGUCAGACUCUCGGAUAUGUCUGUCUUACUGGACAAUUCAUCGACAGUGACUGGAGGCUGCACAGAAGAAUGCUUAACUUCAUGAUGGUAUCGUCUCCUCAUUCAGAAAAUGCUCUUAGUGAAGUUAUUGGGGUUAGCCUUUCAGAUUGGAACAUGAAGUCCAAGUUAUUCACCAUCACUUUAGACAAUAAUUGCUCGUCCCAUGACAUCUAUAGUGCAAAUCUCAGAGAUCACCUGUCCAACAAGAACACACUCAUGCUCAAAGGUCAGUUGUUUGUUGUCCGUUGCUACGCCCAUAUCUUGAAUGUAGUUGCUCAGGAUGUGAUUGCUUCAAUUCAUGGUAUUAUAUACAACAUCCGUGAAAGUGUGAAAUUUGUUAAAGCUUCUCUAGCCCGUGAAGAAAAAUUUGCUGAGAUUGCCUUACAACUUGAAAUUCCUAGCACAAAGACCUUAUCUCUUGAUGUUACAACACAGUGGAACACAACUUACCUCCUGCUGGUGGCCGCCCUGGAAUAUAAACAAGCAUUUACUGUCUUGGAGACAUGCGAUGAUAACUAUAAUGAAGCACCAUCGACUGAGGACUGGAAGAAGGUGGAGAUUGUUUGCACAUAUCUGAAGCUUUUGUAUGAUUCUGCAAAUGUCAUUAUGGCAACAGCUGAUCCAACUGCAAAUAUAUUUUUCCAUGAAGCAUGGAAAAUCCAACUAGAGCUGGCUACUGCAACAAUGAAUGAGGAUGUUUUGGUGAGCAGCAUUGCUAAAGAGAUGCAUGAGAAGUUUGACAAAUAUUGGAAAGAUUGCAGCCUUGUCUUGGCAAUUGCUGUGGUUAUGGACCCUCGUUUCAAGAUGAAGCUUGUCGAGUUCAGUUUCUCAAAAAUUUACGGUGCAGAUGCUGCUAGAUAUGUCAAGGUAGUGGACGAUAGCAUUCACGAGCUCUAUCUUGAGUAUGUUGCCCAACCACUUCCACUGACUCCAGCUUACGAAGAACAAGGGGAAGCCACCACCAACAACAUCAAUGGCAAUGACAGCUGUCGGCCUGCAACCCCGGCUUCCACUGGUGAUGGGCUUCUAGACUUUGAUCUCUAUCUCUCUGAGAUGGCCGUGAACCAGCCAACUAAGUCAGAGCUUGAUCAGUAUUUGGAAGAGUCCCUUGUCCCACGGAUCCAAGAGUUUGAUAUCUUGAACUGGUGGAAGCUCAACAAUCUCAAGUAUCCAACGCUUUCCAAGAUGGCUCGGGAUAUCUUGGCCAUUCCAAUGUCCAUGGUGAGUACAGGCUCCUCCAUAUUUGCCAGUGGAACUGGGAGCAGAGUGCUCGAUGAGUAUCGAAGCUCCUUGCGUCCUGAGACAGUGGAGGCGCUGUUCUGUGCAAAAGACUGGCUCCAAUAUUUGCCCACCAUGGCAGAGCCACCAUCAACAGCUAUCGUCAAAAUGGAGAUGUAGGUUAUGCAUAAAUAUUUUAUCACUUUUUUUUAGCAGCUUUCAUGUAUGGAUGAGCAUAUAUUGCUUGAGUGCUGCAUCAACUUGUUAACUUUGUAGGACAAUGACAGGGCAUCCUAGCACUCAGCUUUAUUUGCUGUGUAUUGGCUUCCACUUAUCUUUGUCGGACAUUUUAAAUGAUGUCUAGUUGCUUCAUAUUCCGUUUCA